AUGACUAUGCAUCAGGUUCAACAACGAAAUCACGCUCAUCGUAUGCUGCAGCUCCGCCAGGACCCGCCCAACACCACCGACCCCAACGGACACAACGAUAUCCCUGGUGGUGGUAAUGGCGGUGGCCCCAGUGGUGGUGUUGGCGGCGGAGGAAACGAGCCUCCCCUUUCGCACUCGAGUUCCAGCUCGGUCGCAGGGCCCACCUCGUUAUCUUCCUCUAGGUCCUUGCCUGUACAGCCCUCGUCUACCGUCAGGCCAUCGUCCUCGACCUCCAGACCCGUGUCGUCUUCGACCACCCCGUCCUCGACUGUCAGGCCGACGUCUUCCAGCUCGUCCUCGUCCUCGUCGUCAAGCUCUUCUUCGUCCUCAUCAUCUUCGUCCUCGAGGAGCUCUUCAUCGUCUUCGUCGUCCAGCUCGUCUAGCAUUACCAGGACUCCCGCUCUCCUCGCAACGAGUUCCACUCCCACCAAUUUGGGGGCUACCAGCUUUUUCCGCAGUGUCACUCCGACCAACAUUGACGGUGCUGGCUCUACCAUCACUGCUGAUCCUGUUACCGCUUCUGACGCCAAGAAGAGCUCCGGAGGAGCUAUUGCGGGUGGAGUCAUUGGUGGUCUCCUUGGUCUUGGUCUUUUGGCAUUUAUCAUUUUGACCAUGAUUCGUCGUCACCAACGUGCUCGCCGUCACGCCCGAGCCCGCCGUCACGAAUCCGAUUUUGGCACUUUCAACCGCGCGGCGUUUGUUAAAGAGAAGGAGCCUGAAGUCGUACCCGACAUGGUUGAGCAGCGCGGCCACAACGUCGCCCCUUCGCUUUCUGGCGAAGCCGUCGCAAACAUGGCCACGCCACCAUCUCAAUUGGCUGCUGCAAGCGCCGCUGCCACGGCUGCUGCUGCCGCGCCCGCUGCACCUCUCCAGGAACGCCCCAAGUAUGUGUAUGGUGCCCCCGUCGCUGGCCAGGAUUCCGCCGAAGAACAAGCCAAGGAAGCUGCCAAUGGUGGCGCGUACAGUGUUGACCCCCAGGCUCAGACUGCUUACAAUGCUGAAGCAUACGGAUCUUAUGCUAAGUACGAUGACGCCGGCGCCGGUGUUGUUGGCGGUGUUGCUCCGGGUGCUGUGUACCAGGACGCUCAGCGUGAAUAUCAAGGACAACAGGGAUACUAUGAUCAGAGCCAAUACCAACAAGGAUACUACGACCAGAGCCAGCAUCAACAAUACUAUGAUCAGAGCACCGGGCAAUACUAUGACCAGUCUCAGUAUGUUGUCGAUGGACAGUACAGCCAACAGCAACAGCAAUACGAUUAUACUCAGCAGCACUCUCAGUACGCGGCCGCUCAACCUGCGUACCCUGAGCAAACUGCUACUUACCAGCCCCCGCACCCAUAUGCGACUAGGCCGGCUGGUAAUGAGGCGUAUGGUGGAAUGUAA
Messenger RNA from Psilocybe cubensis, 1422 nucleotides. RefSeq lists its product as uncharacterized. NCBI's taxonomy places the organism in Eukaryota, Fungi, Basidiomycota, Agaricomycetes, Agaricales, Agrocybaceae. The transcript has 4 exons. Bases 1 to 1422 code for a protein of 473 amino acids. The record is from RefSeq and is a predicted model, not a curated record.